CAGAAGCAUUUGCGACACGACUUCCACCCUUCCUCCCCCCGGCCCCGAAACGAACAUCCGCUGCGACUGAAAAAUCCGCCGCAUGUCCUAAGAGCUACACAUCCACGCUUCACACCCGUCUCCCCACAAAUACCCGAUCAUUCCACUCCACUCAGGACUUCCACCGCAAAAGAUUCCCCACAAUGCUCGGUCUCUCAGACAUGCAACCGCGGCAGCUCGCUGCGCAGAUCCUCAAUUUCGCCCUCGUCCUCUCGACAGCGUUUAUGCUAUGGAAAGGUCUCAGCGUAGCUACCGAUUCGCCAUCUCCCAUCGUCGUUGUGCUCUCGGGAUCUAUGGAGCCCGCCUUUGAGCGCGGCGAUCUGCUUUUGCUGUGGAACCGCGGCAUGGACACAAAAGUUGGAGAGAUUGUGGUAUAUAAUGUCAAGGGCAAGGAUAUCCCGAUUGUGCAUCGCGUUGUGAGGAGAUAUGGUGGAGGGAAAACUCCCCUCAAGUUGCUCACCAAAGGUGACAACAACGUUGCCGAUGACACUGAACUCUACGCCCCAGGCCAGGAUUUUAUCAACCGCAAAGAAGACGUGAUUGGAAGCGUGGCAGGAUUCAUACCGUUUGUGGGAUACGUCACCAUCCUCCUGAGCGAAUAUCCGUGGUUGAAGCAGGCGAUGCUGGGGAUAAUGGGAUUGAUGGUGGUGCUGCAACGGGAGUGA
This is a messenger RNA of Periconia digitata, 704 nucleotides long. The record is from the annotation of a GenBank genome assembly. NCBI's taxonomy places the organism in Eukaryota, Fungi, Ascomycota, Dothideomycetes, Pleosporales, Periconiaceae.